ACCGACUUCGCCCCAUUGAUUUUCUCCUUCUUCGGCCCGACAACUCACAAUGUCAUGGGACUCGAAAUCCACGAUGUCUCGCCGGAGACAAAAUAGCAGCGCCGCGGCCGGGCGCUCAAGAGGGCUCUCAAUACACAUGCGCAAUGCCAGCAAAGCGACCGCAGCGGCUUCAACACCGGUCAAGGUCGAGCCCAAGUCCGCACACACGUCAGACCCCUUCCUGCAGGAAUUCCUGAGCCCGGCAUUCGACCCGGCAGAAUACCUCAACCAGACGCUGCCGCCCCUUCAGGGCUCAUCAUCGUCGCUGAGGUCCUCGGCGGCGGCGGGCAAGGGCGCGGCCCCCCUGGCCCAGCUGUCGACCGAGGCUCAGGAGCUCCUGACGCAGCUCAACGCCCACACGACGCGCCUGGCCACCACGCUCACGCAGCUGACGGACGACAUCAUUCGUAGCGGCAGCAGGCUGGCGUACGAGGUCGAGCUGCUCCGGGGCGAGACGCUGGGGCUGGCCGAGACGCUCACCGAAUGCCCGCUCAAGGACGACCUGGAGAGGUUCGUCCCGGCUGGCAUCGAGCACACGGCAGCAUCCACCAGGCGGGGCUCGUUCGGAAGCCUGGCGCCCGCGACGCCGUUCCCUGAGAAGGACAAGGACUCACCGCCGCCUCCAACGCCUGCCACGGCGGCGGCAGACAGCACCAAGAAACCAGCUGUGGCCGAGGUCGCCGCGGACGAGCCGACGUACAUAUCGCAAUUGAGGACGCUGACGCUGGUCCGCUCGCGCCUCGACGCCGUGAUCAAGACGUUCGGAGACGCAAUGGACUUUGUCUUCCCGCCGUCCGAGGUCUCGGUCAGCUCGGGCUUCCUGUCCGUCUCGGCGCCCGACUUCCCGGACAUGCACACGGCGUCCAAGGAGCAGAUCAGCACCGAGGAGAAGGGCCAGAAGACGCUCAGGAGGCUGCGCGACGAGAUCUCAGGCCUGCUCGCCAAGGGCAACCCCGACCCGGUGAAGGGCGUCGAGGACGCCACCAAGAGGGUGGAGGAGCUCAAGGAGCUGGUCACGGUGUGGAAGGGCACGGCCGAGGAGAAGGCCAGGCAGAGGUUCGUGGAGAACCUGGCGCGGAUGGUCGAGGACCGGCACAGGGAACUGGUGAAGGAGGCCGAGGCGCAAAAGGAGCUGGCGUUGAGGGAGAGUCGGAGCAGGCAGGAUGACGAUGGCUCCAGGAGAGAGCCGGGGCCGGGAAGCUCCGAACCCGGGCUUUCGGAGACUAGAGGGUCCAUGGGUGGGUAUGGGUUUAUGACCCAGUGGCAGAAGUUAAGAAACGGGCUGUGAGAAAGGGACCGCAACCCCAAAAGGUUGCUAGAGGUCUACGAUUUGAUACCCGGGAUCCUCUUAGGGGACGAAAUAGAACGGAGGCCACGGCUCUCGUUUCCUUUCGAAGUCUACGUAUUUGCAGCCCGGUGCGAAAUCGUGCUGCCUGCCAUCGAUGACUGCCCCUAAUUUUAUCACUUGAGGAUUAAUCAAAGCUACUGCCUUUGCCAGCAAGAGGGUUCCCAUAUCCGACAUCAAUUCUUUGGCUGCCAUGUCUACAGACACGGACAUAACGACAUAUGCGAACGUGCCG
Molecule: messenger RNA, 1619 nt
Organism: Diaporthe batatas
Lineage: Eukaryota; Fungi; Ascomycota; Sordariomycetes; Diaporthales; Diaporthaceae
Exons: 1
Coding region: 50-1327 (425 amino acids)
Source: RefSeq, a predicted model, not a curated record